This is a messenger RNA of Lolium rigidum, 1332 nucleotides long. Its product is annotated as CBS domain-containing protein CBSCBSPB3-like. The transcript is spliced from 14 exons. The record is from RefSeq and is a predicted model, not a curated record. Gene Ontology annotation, molecular function: protein binding. Bases 16 to 1332 code for a protein of 438 amino acids. NCBI's taxonomy places the organism in Eukaryota, Viridiplantae, Streptophyta, Magnoliopsida, Poales, Poaceae.
GAGGCGUGCCGGACGAUGGCGACGAGGCUCGUCGACGCCGCGCUGCUCACCGACGCCAACGGGAUACUCUCCGGCAUCGUCACGGCCGAGGACGUAUCGGGUCGAGUGAUAGCUGAGGGUCUCAAGCCCGAGGAAACAAAUGCGGCCAAGGUGAUGACGCGGAAUCCUGUUUUUGUCGAGGCCAACUCAUCAGCCACCGAUGCACUGCAGAAGAUGGUCCAAGGCAAAUUUAGGCAUCUUCCGGUAGUGGAACAUGGUGAGGUCAUUGGCAUGUUGGACAUUACAAAAUUCCUCUAUGAUGCAAUUGCGAGAAUGGAGAAGGCAGCAGAACAAGGCAGUGCUAUAGCAGCUGCUAUAGAAGGGGUCGAACGGCAAUGGAAAUCGGAAUUUGCAGGUCCACACAAAUUCAUAGAAAAUCUUCGAGGCCAGAUGUUCAAGCCAUCCUUGUCAACUAUCAUAACUGAAAAUACAAGUGUUCCAUCGGUAUCUCCUUCAGACCCAGUAACUGCAGCUGCGAAAAAGAUGAGAGAAUACCGCGUCAACUCGGUGGUUGUCAUGGCAGGGAGCACGUUGCAAGGAAUUCUCACUUCCAAGGAUUUGGUUUGGCGGGUGGUGGCACGUAGUCUGUCCCCAGAGGUGACUCGCGUAGAAAAGGUCAUGAGUGCAUGUCCUGGUUGUGCUACGUGUGACACAUCAAUCCUCGAGGCUCUAAAAUCAAUGCAACAUGGAAGAUUUCGUCAUAUUCCUGUAGCAGACAAAAGAGGACAGAUCGUCGCAUGUUUGGAUGCACUUCAGUUAACCCACGCAGCCCUCUCCAUGGUUGAGGAAGCAUCUGGACCAAACAAUGUGGCAAAUACUAUGGUUGAGAAGUUUUGGGAUUCAGCUCUAGCCUUGCAUCCUGCAGAGGAACAUGAUUCGCAUAGUGAUGAAUCUCAUAAUGGUACAGUAGCAUCAGACGAAGCUGGAGGAAAGCUUAUACCCCCUCAUGUUGGCAAUGCAUUCUCUUACAAAAUUGAAGAUAGAGAAGGACGGAUGCAUAGAUUCAGUUGCGUUUCAGAAACCUUAGGUGCACUUGCGUCUGCUGUAACACACAGAUUGGGGAUGGAAAACGAGAAGGCACAUGUCAACCUUCUGUACAAUGACGAUGAAGGUGACAGAGUUCUUCUUGCUACCGACAGCGACCUCAUCGCAGCAGUUGAGCAUGCCAGAUCUGCUGGAUGGAAGGUUCUGAGACUGCACAUGGACGGCUCCAAGAACACCACUAAGACCACUAAGCCUUCUAGGGUUCCAAAGAAUCGAAGAGUGAGAACCUUCUUACUUUCACUUCCAUGA